Molecule: messenger RNA, 672 nt
Organism: Formica exsecta
Lineage: Eukaryota; Metazoa; Arthropoda; Insecta; Hymenoptera; Formicidae
Exons: 2
Coding region: 1-672 (223 amino acids)
Source: RefSeq, a predicted model, not a curated record
AUGUUUAUCAAAAAAGUUUGCUUGGUCUCAGCUAUCUUCGCUCUCACUUCUGCCGCUCCAAAAAGGAUAUCCAGGUCGACAGUACCAAUUUGGCAUAUGCCAUGCGGCGAAGAUUCCGAUCUGGAAAUCACUUCAUCGGAGCAUUUGGAGGAAGACAUAAAGUCCAACUUCGAGAUUCUUAGAUUGCAGCAUCAGCUGACAAUGAAUGACUACUUGAAUCGAGACUAUGAAUACUUGUACGAGAGAGUUAGAAUCGGCAUACGCGAUCACCAAUACAUACCCAACUGGGUGCCCGGCAAAAAGGACACGAAUCUUGUCAGAAGAUUGGCUGAUGCUAAUUCUCAAACGAUUGUUAACCAUUUCCCGAAAUUGCACAUGGAUCUUCAGAAGUUUGCCGUGGCGUUCGAGGAACUGAUCGAAGAUGAGCCUGACUCUCAUAUUCAAAACGCUCUUAGAACGACUCAAUCGUACUUGAUGAUGAUGCUAUGCGAAGUUGAAAGUCACAUUAUCGCUCUGCCGUUCUUACGACUACCGACACGCGUGGAACGAAACAUCAUGAGCAGUAUCGAGCGAAACCCCGUUGAUGACACGAGAAGACUCGUCAGGGACUGGGGCGUACUUCUUAAAUACCGAGACUAUCUACAUGCUUGGAGGCAUGUAUUUAAUUAUUAG